Messenger RNA from Xenopus laevis (African clawed frog), 2700 nucleotides. RefSeq names its product sodium/potassium/calcium exchanger 2 (gene slc24a2.L). Gene Ontology annotation, molecular function: calcium, potassium:sodium antiporter activity; calcium channel activity. The record is from RefSeq and is a predicted model, not a curated record. Bases 567 to 2681 code for a protein of 704 amino acids. Gene Ontology annotation, biological process: calcium ion transmembrane transport; sodium ion transmembrane transport; long-term synaptic depression. NCBI's taxonomy places the organism in Eukaryota, Metazoa, Chordata, Amphibia, Anura, Pipidae. Gene Ontology annotation, cellular component: membrane; plasma membrane. The transcript is spliced from 13 exons.
GCUUGCUUGCUUUUGCAGCCAGAAUGCAGGGGACACAGGUUGAGAGCAGUGCUGCAGCUGGCCAAGGAUAACAUAUGCUCGCCUUUAACAGGGAUUUACAGAAGGGGGGAAAAGAAUUCCAAUGUGUGUCCUUUCCAAUUUUCUGCACUGAACCGCAAAGCCAGACCUGUACAAAAGCAGCAGGGGCAGCAGUGAACUGAUUCCUCUCGCAAAGGAGAAUAUCAUGAGAGCAACCCAGCUGAGAAUUAGGUUCUCCCUCCCCUCAUGAUAAAGGGUGACACGCAACAGGGCAGCCAGCCCAGAAGCUCCCGCUAAUAGCUGCUUGGAUGGUGGAAUAUGCACAGCCCAGAAUACUAUCGAAACCCUAUAACUUUCCAAACCUGAGUUAGACUUAGAAAAAGAGGACAACUGUUAACAGAGGCCUGAAUGAAGAGGAUUCUACUAUUGAAAGCUAUACAUCUGAAGUAUUUUUAAAGCUGUUAACACAAACCAAGGACUUACAAAGCAUGCCCGUAUAUUUGGUCUGACUUCAUAAAAACCCCUGAACCUUUCUUGGAGAUUACAAGAUGAAUCUUCAUAAAAACUCUGCUGGGGCUAUCCUUGAAAGCUGCUGUUUAAGAAAAUCAUGGUCUGGUUAUAGUCAAAAGCAUCCCUUUAUCCACAAGAAACUGAGACUUAUUCGAAUACUGGGUCUUCUUAUUAGCAUAACAGCCAUUAGCACUCUUUCAUUUACAAUUGUUGCCUUUUUUAGUAAAGACAAUUAUAGAAAUGAUGUAGCCACUGUUACAGAAAUCCAAUCUCUGCCACGAAGGUAUCUGCGAACUCUGAUGGACUUUCCCGAGCAAAUCCAAAAUGACACCCCUGGUUCGGGGGAUUCCAUGGCACAGAAAACUAAAGACAAUGAAACUGAAGGCCAUGCAUCCAAAGGAGAAUACCCAGAAGAUCUUUUUUCUCUGGAAGAAAGACAGAAGGGUGCUGUUAUCCUCCAUAUAUUUGGGAUGAUUUAUAUGUUUAUAGCUCUAGCUGUAGUCUGCGAUGAAUUCUUUGUUCCUUCUUUAACGGUAAUCACUGAAAAACUGGGUAUUUCUGAUGAUGUGGCUGGAGCAACUUUUAUGGCUGCUGGUGGCUCUGCCCCUGAGUUAUUCACAUCAUUAAUAGGAGUAUUUAUUUCUCAUAGCAAUGUUGGAAUUGGGACCAUAGUUGGAUCAGCAGUGUUCAAUAUCCUCUUUGUCAUUGGUAUGUGUGCUUUAUUCUCCAAGGAGAUACUAAACCUGACAUGGUGGCCACUUUUUCGAGAUGUGUCAUUUUAUAUUGUGGGCUUGAUUAUGCUCAUAACAUUUUUCUUGGACAAUUUUAUCCAGUGGUGGGAAAGUCUGUUGCUGCUGGUCACCUAUUUAAUGUAUGUUACCUUCAUGAAGUACAAUGUCCAAGUAGAAAACUGGGUGAAGAGGAAACUCAACAGGAACAAAGUUGUUAAGGUACCAUCAGCCAAUACCGACGGAAAGGAUCACAGAGAUCAACCAAACAUCCUGGUGGAGUCAAGGGUUCCCCAAGAACAGGAAGGAGUUGCUAUGGACAUUAGACACGGAGAAUUAAAUGAAACAGCCGGUUUAAAAGAGACUUGGACUGAAACAGCUACUUCCCCGAGCAAGACAAAGCCACGUUUACAAAGAGGUGGUAGCUCGGCCUCUCUGCAUAAUAGUUUGAUGAGGAACAGCAUUUUCCAGCUAAUGAUACACACAUUGGAUCCUCUUUCCGAAGAGAUUGGAGCAUAUGGAAAACUAAAAUAUUAUGACACUAUGACUGAAGAAGGCAAGUUCAGAGAGAAAGCAUCAAUCCUUCACAAGAUGGCUAAAAAGAAGUGUCAGGUAGAAGACAGUGAACACCUAAAUGGUGCUGCCAGUUAUACAGAAAAGGUUGAUAUUCCUAAUACUGCUAAUGUAGAGUUUGAAGUGACACCACCAAAAGAAUCCGCAGGUCCAGUUCAAAAUGGAAAUAUGGCACAUAAUACUGAAGCUGGAGAAGCACAGAUGCCAACUGCAGAGCAAACUGAGGAUGAUGACCAGCCUCUAAGUCUAGCAUGGCCAACAACCAUUCGCAAGCAAGCUGUGUAUCUCGCAGUUCUGCCGAUUGUAUUUCCUUUGUGGGUCACCUUACCUGAUGUUCGAAAUCCAAAAUCUAGAACAUUUUUUCCAGUAACGUUUUUUGGAUCUAUCACCUGGAUUGCAGUUUUUUCUUAUUUAAUGGUCUGGUGGGCUCAUCAAGUAGGAGAAACUAUUGGUAUUACAGAAGAAAUUAUGGGACUCACUAUAUUAGCCGCUGGCACUUCAAUCCCAGACCUUAUAACAAGUGUUAUUGUUGCACGCAAAGGGCUAGGGGAUAUGGCCGUAUCUAGCUCUGUAGGAAGCAACAUUUUUGACAUCACAGUUGGCCUUCCAAUGCCGUGGCUCCUUUAUUCUGCAUUUCACAACAUGAUUCCUGUAGCAGUUAGCAGCAAUGGCUUAUUCUGUGCCAUCGUCCUCCUUUUCAUUAUGCUGCUCUUCGUCAUCCUUUCCAUCGCUUUAUGCAAGUGGAAGAUGAACAAGAUCUUGGGAUUUAUGAUGUUUGGGCUCUAUUUUGUUUUCCUAGUGGUCAGCGUUCUCCUUGAGAAGCAAAUCAUCACCUGUCCUGCAACAGGUUGAAAUACUGCAUUAUUAUUAU